Pecten maximus is the source of this 576-nucleotide messenger RNA. RefSeq lists its product as uncharacterized. The transcript has a single exon. Gene Ontology annotation, biological process: DNA replication. Lineage: Eukaryota; Metazoa; Mollusca; Bivalvia; Pectinida; Pectinidae. The record is from RefSeq and is a predicted model, not a curated record. The coding region runs from base 1 to 576 and encodes 191 amino acids. Gene Ontology annotation, molecular function: DNA binding; DNA-directed DNA polymerase activity; nucleotide binding.
AUGGCUUUAGCAGAAUUACCGAAAGCAUUUGGAAUCGAGGAACUAGCUAAGGGAUACUUCCCUCAUUUAUUCAAUCGCAAGGAAAACCAGGAAAUAUGCAUGUCACACUUACCUGAUAAAAAAUACUAUCACCCAGAUGGUAUGAAGCCAAAAAGGAGAAAACCAUUCAUGGAAUGGUACAAAAAUAACAAAGACCAUUCAUUCACCUUCCAUGAAGAGCUUCUGAAGUAUUGUCGAUCUGACGUAGACAUUCUCCGUAAGUGUUGCUUAAAAUUUCGGAAAAUGUUCAUACAAAUGACAAAUAAAGAUGGCAGUGCUGGAAUCGACCCAUUUCAGAAUUGCAUCACCAUAGCAUCUGCCUGCAAUCUUGUGUACAGAACAAUGUUUUUGGAGUCUGAAAGCAUUGGUAUCAUACCACCACAUGGAUACAGACCGGAGGAUAAACAAUCUAUCAAAGCAAUGAAAUGGCUGAAAUUCAUCGCAAAUACUGAAGGUCUUAGAAUUCAGCAUGCAUUACAUGAUGGAGAGAAAACAAAUAGGACCUUACAAAGUCGAUGGGUAUACCGAAAACAAUGA